AUGGCGUUUUAUUCGCAGUGCUACUGUAUUUUGAGCUUGUAUCUGUAUUUGUUAGUGUUUGGAAUGAGCUCUGCUUCUGCCCAACUUUCCUCUAAUUUCUAUUUCUCAACGUGCCCAAGAGCCCUCACUAUCAUUAGAACUGCAGUGAAUAAUGCAGUGUCCAAGGAGCAUCGCAUGGGGGCCUCCUUGCUCCGUCUUCAUUUCCACGACUGCUUUGUCAAUGGAUGUGAUGCAUCUGUUCUACUAGAUGACACUUCAAGUUUUACUGGGGAGAAGAGUGCAAACCCCAACAUGAACUCAUUGAGGGGUUUCGACGUCAUCGAUACUAUUAAAUCUCAACUGGAGGCCAUCUGCCCUGCUGUUGUUUCUUGUGCAGAUAUUCUAACUGUUGCAGUUCGCGAUUCUGUCGUUGCAUUGGGUGGCCCUUCAUGGACAGUUCCAUUAGGCAGAAGAGACUCAAUCACAGCGAGUUUAAGCGCCGCCAAUAACGACAUUCCAUCACCUUUCAUGGAUCUCAGCGACCUCAUAACUGUCUUCUCAAACAAAGGGUUCACUGCUAAAGAAAUGGUUGCUCUCUUAGGGUCACACACAAUAGGGCAAGCCAGGUGCUUACUAUUCCGCGACCGCAUCUACAACGAGGCCAACAUCAAUUCAACAUAUGCAGCCUCACUGCAAUCAACAUGUCCGACCUCAGGUGGCGACGACAAUCCUGCUCCUCUUGAUGCCACCAGUCCUGUCAUUUUCGACAACGCCUACUUCAAGAAUCUGGUGAACAACAGAGGACUUAUGCACUCGGACCAGCAGCUCUUCAACGGCGGCUCCACGGACUCUCAGGUCACCACUUACAGCAAUAGCCCUGCAACUUUCUACAGGGACUUUGCCGCUGCAAUUGUGAAGAUGGGAAACCUUAGCCCGCUCACCGGAACCAAUGGCCAGAUUCGAACCAAUUGCCGGAAGAUAAACUGA
Molecule: messenger RNA, 966 nt
Organism: Cornus florida
Lineage: Eukaryota; Viridiplantae; Streptophyta; Magnoliopsida; Cornales; Cornaceae
Product: cationic peroxidase 1-like
Exons: 4
Coding region: 1-966 (321 amino acids)
Biological process (GO): hydrogen peroxide catabolic process; response to oxidative stress
Molecular function (GO): heme binding; peroxidase activity
Source: RefSeq, a predicted model, not a curated record